Nematostella vectensis (starlet sea anemone) is the source of this 2160-nucleotide messenger RNA. RefSeq names its product zinc finger protein 665. The coding region runs from base 231 to 1703 and encodes 490 amino acids. The record is from RefSeq and is a predicted model, not a curated record. NCBI's taxonomy places the organism in Eukaryota, Metazoa, Cnidaria, Anthozoa, Actiniaria, Edwardsiidae. Gene Ontology annotation, molecular function: RNA polymerase II cis-regulatory region sequence-specific DNA binding; DNA-binding transcription factor activity, RNA polymerase II-specific. Gene Ontology annotation, cellular component: nucleus. Gene Ontology annotation, biological process: central nervous system development; regulation of transcription by RNA polymerase II. The transcript has a single exon.
AUUGUUAUUGCUAUUGCUGUUGCUGUUGUUAUCAUUAUUAUAAAUAUUUUUACAAUGCCUAAAGCUUGAGAUGCUUUCUUUGAUAUUGCAAAUUUUCAUUAACACUUUACUACUAUUCCAUUUGUCAAAAAUACUUAAGAAAGUAUUUGUUUUCUUUUUCAGUGAUUCUAGCCUUAUUUGUUUCAUUUGAUUUGACAAAGUGUUAUGGAGAUAAAAGUCAAGAGGAAAUCAUGACAGAGAAGAAACCUAUAAAGCAACUCUUUGAUCAGUGUCAAGAUUUGAUAUGCCCACAGGAAAUAAAAGUUGAGCCAGAACUAUUUGAUUUGAAAGGUAUUACAGAGGAGGUAUCAAAAGCAUUGAAUUUAUCUGACAAACCACACAAAUGUGAUGAAUGUGGUAAGUGCUUUACCCAAUCGGGAACCCUAAAAACACACCUAAGGAUUCACACAGAAGUAAAACCAUACGAAUGCGAAGUAUGUGGCAAGUGCUUUACCCGAAAAACACACCUGAAGACACACUCAGGACAAAAACCAUACAAAUGUGAUGAAUGUGGCAAAUUCUUUACCCGACAUGCACAACUGAAGGCACACCUAGUUAUUCACUCAGGAAAGAAACCAUACAAAUGUGAUGAAUGUGGCAAAUGCUUUAACCAAUCUGGAGCACUGACAACACACCUAAGGACUCACACAGGACAGAAACCAUACGAAUGUGAUGAAUGUGGCAAGUGCUUUUCUGAAUCUGGAAAAUUGAAGAGACACCUAAUGAUUCACACAGGAGAGAAACCACACAAAUGUGAUGAUUGCGGCGAGCGCUAUACCCUAUCUGAAGACCUGAAAACACACCUAAGGAUUCACACAGGAGAGAAACCAUACGAAUGUGAUGAUUGUGGUAAGCGCUUUACCCUAUCUGGAAACAUGAAGAGACACCUAAGGAUUCACUCAGGAAAGAAACCAUAUAAAUGUGAUGAAUGUGGCAACUGCUUUUCUGAAUCUGGAAAAUUGAAGAGACACCUAAUGAUUCAUACAGGAGAGAAACCACACAAAUGUGAUGAUUGUGGCAAGCGCUUUACCCAAUCUGGAGACCUGAAAACACACCUAAGGAUUCACACAGGAGAGAAACCAUACGAAUGUGAUGAUUGUGGUAAGCGCUUUACCCUAUCUGGAAACAUGAAGAAACACGUAAAGAUUCACUCAGGAAAGAAACCAUACAAAUGUGAUGAGUGUGGCAAAAGCUUUACCGAACAUGCAUACCUGAAGACACACCUAAUUAUUCACUCAGGAAAGAAACCAUACAAAUGUGAUGAGUGUGGCAAAUGCUUUACCCAAUUGGGAACCUUGAAGAGACACCUAAUGAUUCACUCAGGACAGAAACCGUACAAAUGUGAUGAAUGUGGCAAGUGCUUUUCCGAAUCUGGAAACUUGAAGAAACACCUAAUGAUUCACUCAGGACAGAAACCAUACAAAUGUGACGUGUGUGGCAAGUGCUUUACCCGAUCUGGAGCCCUGACAACACACCUAAUGAUUCAUUCAGGACAGAAACCAUAUGUAUGCGUUGUAUGUGGCAAAUGCUUUACCCGACAAACAAACCUGAAGACACACCUAAUGAUUCACUCAGGCCAGAAACCACACAAAUGUGAUGAAUGUGGCAAGUGCUUUAUCCAAUAUGGGAACCUGAAAACACACCUAAGGAUUCACUCAGGAUAGAAACCAUACAAAUGUGAUGAAUGUGGCAAAUGCUUUCCCAAACAUGCACACCUGAAGGCACACCUAGUUAUUCACUCAGGAAUGAAACCAUACAAAUGUGAUGAAUGUGGCAAGUGCUUUACCCAAUCGGGAACCUUGAAGAGACACGUUAAGACUCACUUAGGGAAGAAACCAUACAAGUGUAAUGAAUGUGGCAAAUGCUUUACCGAACAUGCUCACCUGAAGGCACACCUAAUUAUUCACUCCGGAAAGAAGCCAUAAAAAUGUGAUGUAUGUGGCAAGUGCUUUUCUGAUGCUGGAAGCUGGAGGAAACACCUAAUGAUUCACUUAGGACAGAAACCAUACAGAUGUGUUGAAUGUGGCAAAUGCUUGAACCAAUCCGGACAGUUGAAAGUACACCAAAGGAGUACUUUACCCUCUCUAGGACCUUGAAGACACACGCAAAACACUUACACAA